AUGACAGAAGAGAGGGAGCUCAAUGAGAUUGAUUAUCGGACAUGGAAAUGUUUUGUUCGGAUAUCGAACGAGCUCGGGGCAGGGAACUCGAAAGCUGCAAAAUUCUCGAUCGCGACGAUUGUGAUCACGUCUUUUAGCAUAGGAUUAGUGUUGUUUGUUGUGUUUAUGGUGUAUAGGCGGCGCGUGGCGUACCUAUUCACCGAUAGUGAAGAGGUCGCUGCGGCGGUGGAUCACAUGGGACCGUUGUUGGCCUUCUCCAUACUCCUCAACAGCGUCCAACCGGCUCUUUCCGGUGUUGCAAUAGGGUCCGGAUGGCAGGGUACGGUUGCGUGGGUGAACCUGACCACAUACUAUAUUAUUGGGCUUCCUAUUGGAAUCGUGCUUCUAUACUUCCUCGAUUGGGGAGUUGACGGCGUUUGGAUCGGGAUGAUGAUAGGCGUGCUCAUUCAGUCUCUCGUACUAGUUUGGAUUACUUACAGAACAAAUUGGGAGAAACAGGUGGAGAUUGCUCACGGAAGAGUAAACAGAUGGCUUGUGAAAGAUGAACAAAAUUAAUAAUGUGGGAUUACAGAUUCAAGGGCUUGAUGAAUGGUUCUUUAUAAUUUUAAUUUCAAAUAGUAAUUAAAUUGGAGAUGGUGGAAUGCUAUAUAUGGAGUGUUACAGAUCCAAGGGCUUGAUGAAUGGUGGUUCUGGAAAUGCCUAUCAUUUUCAAAUAAUAAUUUUUCUUGUUUAUU
Salvia hispanica is the source of this 734-nucleotide messenger RNA. The record is from RefSeq and is a predicted model, not a curated record. Lineage: Eukaryota; Viridiplantae; Streptophyta; Magnoliopsida; Lamiales; Lamiaceae.